This is a messenger RNA of Larimichthys crocea (large yellow croaker), 1793 nucleotides long. It is a transcript of the gene stard15, whose product is annotated as StAR-related lipid transfer (START) domain containing 15. The transcript has 6 exons. NCBI's taxonomy places the organism in Eukaryota, Metazoa, Chordata, Actinopteri, Sciaenidae. Gene Ontology annotation, molecular function: lipid binding. The coding region runs from base 564 to 1202 and encodes 212 amino acids. The record is from RefSeq and is a predicted model, not a curated record.
AAAAUGAUAAAAAAGAUACAUUUUAAGUUCUCUGGAAAAAACUUUCAAUCAUUCUGUUUUAGAAGAAACUGACACAGUUCUUUUCUUAGUUGUUUGUUUUCUGCGUCAACUACACAACACAACUACAGCUGAGAAAAGUUUAGAUUCAGAAACUAAAAGAUUAAAGUAGAAACAUAACUCCUAGCUCCUCCAUAUGUGGGCUUCAAACUACGUCACAUGACUUAGACGUGUCCAGACGUGAACCUACAGCGUCGUAGUUUGGACCAAUCAGCAGCUGACCGUACAGGAUGACGUACUUCCAACAGAAACAGAUGUUGGUUCAGGUCGAAUUGAACCAGACUGGGGCGGUACCGGAGAUACUGACCCACAUCCCAAGACUCAUAGGAUAUGUGAUCACAGUGUUCAGUGUGAAGGUUCUCUGCUGACCUGGAGGUUGAACGCUGAAAUCCCAGACCGCCUGAUAAGAUCUGAGCAGGGAAAGUGAAGCUUUGCUGUCCUGUUAGCUGACGAUAGGCCUUUGAGCAAGGCAUCAACAAGAAAGUCUAAAAGAACUAAACAGUCAGAUGAGGAUUGUGUGUAAAGAUGUGACAGCUGAGACGCUGUACGAUGUCCUCCAUGACACGAGCUAUCGCAAGAAGUGGGAUACCAACAUGAUCGACACCUAUGACAUCGGCAGACUGACCGCCAACGCAGACAUCGGAUAUUACUCCUGGAAAUGUCCGACUCCUCUAAAGAACAGAGACUUCGUGACCAUGAGAUCUUGGCUUCCUCUCGGUAACGACUACCUGAUCAUCAACUACUCGGUCAAACAUCCGCAACACCCUCCUAAGAAGGACUAUGUCCGAGCCGUGUCCCUGCUGACCGGAUACCUGAUCCAGUCCAACGGAGCCAACAGUUCAACCCUUUACUACCUGACCCAGGUGGAUCCGCGAGGUUCGUUACCAAAGUGGGUGGUGAACCGAGCGUCUCAGUUUGUGGCUCCAAAGGCGAUGAGAAAGAUCUACAAGGCGUCCCAGAAGUAUCCGGAGUGGAAGAGGAAGCACAACCCGAACCUGAAGCCGUGGAUGUUUCCGGAGCAAAACUCUCUGCCGUGCAUCAAUGUGGCGGAGCUGACGGUGCAGCGCGCCGACUCUCUGGAGAACAUCGAUGAGAGCGGCCUGAGUGAGGAGAAGACGCACCACAGCGACGACGAAGAGACUUAAUCGUCUGUGCGGAGACGCGUCGCUUCCUUCUGUCUGUUUCUGUUUGUUGGUUUGUUUGUUUGUCAGACUGAGCAGAGCGGCACCAAACUCCAUUAUGAUUCUGACUGAUCUUAAUGAGAUGAUUCAUAUUCACUUCACAAAGUUCAGGUUCAGGUGUGUUCAGGUGUGUUCUGCUCAGGUCAUCCACUAAUAUUUAAUUAUUAUACUAACAAACAAACACUCUGAGGAACAUCUGAUGUAUUUUAUAACUUUGUAUUUCUGUAGACUGAUUCUUGGUGUGUUCAUGUGUGAACUGUAGUGUGUGAUCAGGUAAACACCUGUGGGGGCGGAGCUCAGGUGUGUUGUCAGGACUCAUAUUUAAUGUAAUAUAACUCUGUAACCUGAGAAUCUUCUUCUGUGAUUCAUUCAUGACCCAAACGGACCUAACAAACGGUUCUAACAAAGACUGAAACGUUCAAGUCCUCAGACUUGUUGUACUCGAGUAACUCACAAUGUAAUCUGAUACAAGAACAUGAGAAUAUUAGAGUUGUACUUCCUGUCUGCAGGGAUCCGCCCACAUGAAGAAAAACAACAAACACGAAGCAAAAAAAU